Molecule: messenger RNA, 684 nt
Organism: Laccaria bicolor S238N-H82
Lineage: Eukaryota; Fungi; Basidiomycota; Agaricomycetes; Agaricales; Hydnangiaceae
Product: mitochondrial 54S ribosomal protein YmL7/YmL5
Exons: 3
Biological process (GO): translation
Cellular component (GO): cytosolic large ribosomal subunit; ribosome
Molecular function (GO): RNA binding; structural constituent of ribosome
Source: RefSeq, a predicted model, not a curated record
AGACUCGAGGACCACUAUCACAACACCCUCUGCGACAACCUCAUGUACAUGACCUACAAACAUGAAGCCGGUGUACGCCCACCUCCACGUCAAAUCAGGCUCACCUUCGAUCCAAACGACCCAUACACUAAACACCGUUACAACCCCCCAGUCGGCGGAUCGCAGCUGGGUAAGAAACCAGCUCCACCGUGCACGCCGGAGAACGUCGUAAGGUUAGAGAAGAUUCAGAUACACACCAUGGUGAAGGAGGCUGUGGCGAACAAGGGGAAUUUGUUGGGUGCCAUAAUGAUGAUGCGCGCGUUGACUGGCGAAACCUUUCAAGGCGUCCAAAUCGUUCGGGGAAAGAAGUCGGUGGGCGGCUGGCUACGACCUGGCGUGCCUCUCGGCGUAAAGGUCGAUUUGAGGGGGCAGGCUAUGUACGAUUUCCUCGGGACGCUCGUCGAGUUUGUGCUCCCGCGACUGCGCGACUUUAACGGGAUUGUCCUGCCACCUCAGUCUGCGGUUUCUGGUGUAGUGUCCUUUGGUCUUCCCGCCAACGCGAUGGUCUUCUUUCCCCAGAUUGAGGUCAACGUGGAUGCCUAUCCGAAGUUGGCCGGUAUGCAUAUUCACUUUGUGACAAAUGCGAUAGGGCAGGGCGCUCAGGACAAGGCGAGAGCUCUGGUCUCAGGGUUCCAAAUACCCUUC